UUUAUCUCCCACCUCACUCUCGCCCCCUCUGGGACGAAGGUCCAAUGGCGCAAGUGCUCUCCUUUGGAUUGAGGAUUCGGUGUUCGGACGCCCGCAGAACUUCUUCUAAGCCUUUGAAGGUUGCGAAGACGAGGCCCAACACGGCAAUUCCAACUCGGUCAACAGGUACUCGUCGGAAUGCCAACAGAACAUACGAUAUCAAUUUGGAGAUUUCCCCUCAUAGAGCUGUCUCUGCAGUGAGAUUGAUGAGAAUAGAGCUGGGCGGCGCUUUUGCUGACCUUUUGAACGAGAGAGGAAAGGGUUCUGGUGAUAAUGAGAUGGGUUAUGUUGAAAGAACUCUUGGUUUUCGAACCCGAGAUUUGGAUGAUCGGGACCUUAGAUUGGUUACGGAUAUUGUUGGAGGUUCUAUUCGUUGGCGAAGGUACCUUGACCAUCUGAUUGUUUCGCUAUGCCAUGAUUCAAAAACAUUUAGAAGCAUGGAACCUCUUCUCUUACAGAUUCUCCGAAUUGGUUUCUACGAGAUUGUCAAUCUAGAUAUGCCACCAUAUGCUGUUGUAGAUGAGAAUGUGAGGCUUGCAAAGGUUGCCCUUAGACCAGGUGCUGGUAACAUGGUCAAUGCAAUUCUCCGGAAACUAGUUUUGCUUAAGGAAAAAAACUCCCUUCCUUUACCUAAACUCGAAGGCGAUGAUCGUGCACAAGCACGUGCUCUUGCAACUCUUUAUUCCCAUCCAGUUUGGAUGGUACGGAGAUGGACAAAGUAUCUUGGGCAAGAAGAAGCUAUUAAAUUGAUGAUAUGGAACAACAGUGAGCCCAGUUUUAGUCUGAGAGCAAACAGCGGAAAGGGGUUUACAAGAGCUGAUCUUGUGAUGCGGCUUAAAAUGUUGAAGGUUCCACAUGAGCUUUCUCCACAUUUGGAUAAUUUUGUCCGCAUCAGAACUGGAAUGCAGAUUGUCAUACAAGCUCAAUUACUGAAAGAAGGUUUAUGCUCAGUCCAGGAUGAAAGUGCAGGUCUGGUAGUUUCUGUCGUGGAUCCACAACCUGGUGAGAGCAUUAUUGAUUGCUGUGCUGCUCCUGGAGGAAAGACCAUUUUUAUGGCAUCCUGUUUAAGUGGCCAAGGUAUGGUGCAUGCAAUUGACAUUAACAAAGGUCGGUUGAGAAUCCUUAAAGAGACAGCCAAGUUGCUCCUAGUUGAUGAUGUUAUCACUACCGUUCAUGCUGAUCUUUGUACCUUUGCCAAAAAUAAUCCAGUGAAGUCUGAUAAGGUUUUGCUGGAUGCUCCAUGUUCUGGACUGGGUGUUCUCUCAAAGAGAGCGGACUUGCGUUGGAAUAGGAGUUUAGAGGAUAUGGAACAACUCAAGAAUUUACAGGAUGAGCUGUUAGAUGCUGCUGCCAUAUUGGUUAAGCCUGGUGGAGUCUUAGUAUACAGCACAUGUUCCAUUGAUCCCGAAGAGAAUGAAGAGAGAGUGGCUGCAUUUCUUCAGAGGCAUCCGGAAUUCUGCAUAGAUCCUGUUGGCAGAUAUGUUCCAUCCGAUUUUGUAACAGAGGGUGGUUUUUAUUUCUCCAACCCAGUCAAGCAUUCACUAGAUGGUGCUUUUGCCGCCCGUUUGGUUCGAUCCUCAUAAAACAAAUAACUCCAUGGUUCUCCAGAUAUAUUCUAUUACUGAACCAGAGCAAGAAGAGAGAUGCAUGCCUGGACCAACCCUCUUCCUCAAAUGCUUGAGAAGUACACCCUACAGGAGUUGUAGGAUUAACUCAAAAAUCAAGACCUGAUGUAUGGGAUGAUACAUCAUGUGUUGGCUUGAGUUGGGUGAAAUUGAAACUGAAUGUUGUUGGGAGACAGAGACUGGACAAGUUCUUAAAGAUGAGGGGCUCUGCAACAAGAAUGAAGAAUCAGAGAGAUAUGGCCCAAGGCAGCAUCCUUGCAGCAGUGGCAUAACCCCCCUCUAACUCAAUGCCUAUAUCCAACUGAAUAUCCAUAAUGUAAUAUUACUACAAAUUAUGCAUGUGAAAUCUCUCGAGUGUUAUCACUCCACCAAAUAUUGCUGGUAGGGGUUUAUAUAAAUAUUCAAUAUCACUGAA
Messenger RNA from Vitis riparia (riverbank grape), 2079 nucleotides. Its product is annotated as probable ribosomal RNA small subunit methyltransferase B. NCBI's taxonomy places the organism in Eukaryota, Viridiplantae, Streptophyta, Magnoliopsida, Vitales, Vitaceae. Gene Ontology annotation, molecular function: rRNA methyltransferase activity; RNA binding. The transcript is spliced from 18 exons. The coding region runs from base 45 to 1622 and encodes 525 amino acids. Gene Ontology annotation, biological process: regulation of DNA-templated transcription; RNA methylation; rRNA processing. The record is from RefSeq and is a predicted model, not a curated record.